Triticum aestivum (bread wheat) is the source of this 2704-nucleotide messenger RNA. RefSeq lists its product as uncharacterized. Lineage: Eukaryota; Viridiplantae; Streptophyta; Magnoliopsida; Poales; Poaceae. The transcript has 6 exons. Bases 264 to 2471 code for a protein of 735 amino acids. The record is from RefSeq and is a predicted model, not a curated record.
GGUCCGAACCUACGUUUGAGGGUGAGCUGGAAGAGGAUAAAAUUUUAAGGAACGUUCGUCCAGAGCCAUAGCGGGACCCGCAAAGGGUAAAUUAGGCAAAAGUUUGGUUCCGCCUUCCGGGUGAACAUAUUUUCUUUGGCUAGCCAUUUCCACUUCAACAACCCAUCUUCUUUCCUGCUUUGCACCACAACACUACGACCUGUCUAAACGUACGUGAGAGAGAUCAAGGAUUCCUGGCGAUUAACUCAGAACAAACAAAGGAGAUGAACUCUGAAGAAACAACGGAGGAGGGGAGCGUGGAGCUCGCCCUCGAAAAUCACGAGGAAUUACGAUCCCGCGUCUCGGACGUCCGCCCCCGCUCAACGGAGAUUAACUCUGAACAAACAACGGAGGAGAGGAGCAUGGAGCACUACUGCCCAAAUUCCGUCCUCCAGGCGACAUCUUACCCUGAUGCUGAUGGUAACAUCAUAUCUCAAGUUCAACCUGAUGUUGUCACUCCACGCGGAGGAAGCAAUGUUGUCCGAGUUGAACCCAACUAUGGCAUAAUUGGAGUUAGAGUUAGUCUGGGCGGUGUUCAAGCCUACAUAAUACCGGUUCAGGCGGCAGCACAUCUUCGUCAUUCCACCUUCGGGACUGGAUCCGGCCACAUCAAUGAAACCAUGUCUGCAGAAGCUAGUCCCGAUUUCAGCGUCCGUGAUGCUGUUGGAGUUGAGCUGAACAGUGACGAUGUUCGAGCCUACAUACAGGCUCAGCAGGUUGCAGCACAUUUUCGUCGUUCCAUCUUCGGGGCUGGAUCCGGCCACAUCAAUGAAACCAUGUCUGCAGAAGCUAGUCCCGAUUUCAGCGUCCGUGAUGCUGUUGGAGUUGAGCUGAACAGUGACGAUGUUCGAGCCUACAUACAGGCUCAGCAGGUUGCAGCACAUUUUCGUCGUUCCAUCUUCGGGGCUGGAUCCGGCCACAUCAAUGAAACCAUGUCUGCAGAAGCUAGUCCCGAUUUCAGCGUCCGUGAUGCUGUUGGAGUUGAGCUGAACAGUGACGAUGUUCGAGCCUACAUACAGGCUCAGCAGGUUGCAGCACAUUUUCGUCGUUCCAUCUUCGGGGCUGGAUCCGGCCACAUCAAUGAAACCAUGUCUGCAGAAGCUAGUCCCGAUUUCAGCGUCCGUGAUGCUGUUGGAGUUGAGCUGAACAGUGACGAUGUUCGAGCCUACAUACAGGCUCAGCAGGUUGCAGCACAUUUUCGUCGUUCCAUCUUCGGGGCUGGAUCCGGCCACAUCAAUGAAACCAUGUCUGCAGAAGCUAGUCCCGAUUUCAGCGUCCGUGAUGCUGUUGGAGUUGAGCUGAACAGUGACGAUGUUCGAGCCUACAUACAGGUUGCAGCACAUUUUCGUCGUUCCAUCUUCGGGGCUGGAUCCGGCCACAUCAAUGAAACCAUGUCUGCAGAAGCUAGUCCCGAUUUCAGCGUCCGUGAUGCUGUUGGAGUUGAGCUGAACAGUGACGAUGUUCGAGCCUACAUACAGGCUCAGCAGGUUGCAGCACAUUUUCGUCGUUCCAUCUUCGGGGCUGGAUCCGGCCACAUCAAUGAAACCAUGUCUGCAGAAGCUAGUCCCGGAUUCAGCGUCCGUGAUGAUGUUGGAGUUGAGCUGAACGAUGACGAUGUUCGAGCCUACAUACGGGCUCAGCAGGCUGCAGCACAUUUUCGUCGUUCCAUCUUCGGGGCUGGAUUCGGCCACAUCAAUGAAACCAUGUCUGCAGAAGCUAGUCCCGGAUUCAGCGUCCGUGAUGAUGUUGGAGUUGAGCUGAACGAUGACGAUGUUCAAGCCUACAUACAGGCUCAGCAGGCUGCAGCGCAUUUUCGUCGUUCCACCUUUGGGGCUGGAUCCGGCUACAUCACUGAAACUAUGUCUGUGGAAGCUAGCAGCCCUGGAGGAGGCGAUGGUCGACUUGGAGUUGAGUGGAACGAUGAGAUGCUGACGGCGCUGCGUUCCAGCGCUCCAGCUAUGAGAGAACACGACGGCUCUCAAGAUUUUCUCGUCGAUGAAGCGGGUGGCCGCUUUCUCGCUAUUCACAUUCACCCUCCGCAGCAGGGCGAUCAAGGUUUAGUGGGAGCCGCACGAGGAACACAAGAUGGUCCCGGUGAUCUUGCUCGGCACGCUCUGCCGUCGGUAAUUGGAGGUCUUGUGCCGCUAUGCUUCAACUUAUUAUUAGAUGAUAGUAUCCUCAAGGCGGACAGUUCUCCCGGAUAUAUCAAGGCUGCCGCUGCCGCUGGGCUGGGGCUUGUGACUGCAUUCACGUUUCUUGGGGUCGCUUCCAAGAAGAGGGCCAAGGCUGCCGCCAGGGUGGUAGCCAGCGCGUCGACGGCCGCGGUGUCGAUAGCCAUGGUGUACCAAGUUUCCGACAAUGCCUACAUCAAGUGUGUUUGCGGGAUCAUGGGAUGCGUCGCAACCUUGGCCACAAUGGCCAUCGACUGGUGAUUAUACUCAUCCUAAUUCUCCUCAAUGAUAUUCCUGCCGUCUAUGCAUCAACCGAUGCAGAGCCAGAGGGGAAUUCCUCAAUAGAUGCGACUGUCUUCACAAUCUUUUUGAAUAUUUCUUCUACUUGGUCAAUUGUUCUAAUCUUUGUUGAUCAAAAUGAUGGGUACAAAUUUUGUGGUUGCACGCUCAUAUUUUUUCAAGGAUAUGUCAGAGAGUGACGCAUCAGGAUCAUA